AUGUUGCUGCUCGCCUCCCACUGUUCAGGUGGAAGAGGGGGGUUGACCUCUGACAGUCAGGUGGAAGAGGGGGAGCUGUCUUCUGACAGUCAGGUGGAAGAGGGGGAGCUGUCUUCUGACAGUCAGGUGGAAGAGGGGGAGCUGUCUUCUGACAGUCAGGUGGAAGGAGGGGAGCUGUCUUCUGACAGUCAGGUGGAAGGAGGGGAGCUGUCUUCUGACAGUCAGGUGGAAGAGGGGGAGCUGUCUUCUGACAGUCAGGUGGAAGAGGGGGAGCUGUCUUCUGACAGUCAGGUGGAAGGAGGGGAGCUGUCUUCUGACAGUCAGGUGGAAGAGGGGGAGCUGUCUUCUGACAGUCAGGUGGAAGAGGGGGAGCUGUCUUCUGACAGUCAGGUGGAAGAGGGGGAGCUGUCUUCUGACAGUCAGGUGGAAGAGGGGGAGCUGUCUUCUGACAGUCAGGUGGAAGGAGGGGAGCUGUCUUCUGACAGUCAGGUGGAAGGAGGGGAGCUGUCUUCUGACAGUCAGGUGGAAGAGGGGGAGCUGUCUUCUGACAGUCAGGUGGAAGAGGGGGAGCUGUCUUCUGACAGUCAGGUGGAAGGAGGGGAGCUGUCUUCUGAAGAAUGUUCAACUUUCUCACAUGUAUACACACCACUCAGACACACUCAGACAGACACCACACUCAGACACCACACUCAGACACCAUUUUCAGACACCACACUCAGACACCAUUUUCAGACACCAUACUCAGACACCACACUCAGACACCAUUUUCAGACACCAUUUUCAGACACCAUACUCAGACACCAUACUCAGACACACCCAUUAUUAAAAGUAAUUUAAUGUCAUUUAAUUUGAUUUCUCGUUUAGA
Oncorhynchus mykiss (rainbow trout) is the source of this 865-nucleotide messenger RNA. The record is from RefSeq and is a predicted model, not a curated record. Lineage: Eukaryota; Metazoa; Chordata; Actinopteri; Salmoniformes; Salmonidae.